Dendroctonus ponderosae (mountain pine beetle) is the source of this 402-nucleotide messenger RNA. It is a transcript of the gene RpL31, whose product is annotated as 60S ribosomal protein L31. Gene Ontology annotation, cellular component: cytosolic large ribosomal subunit; ribosome. The record is from RefSeq and is a predicted model, not a curated record. Gene Ontology annotation, biological process: cytoplasmic translation. Gene Ontology annotation, molecular function: structural constituent of ribosome. NCBI's taxonomy places the organism in Eukaryota, Metazoa, Arthropoda, Insecta, Coleoptera, Curculionidae.
AUUAAAAAAUGGCAAAGCAAAAGAACGAGAAGAAGAGCAAAUCCGCCAUCAAUGAGGUGGUCAGCAGGGACUACACGGUGAAUCUUCACAAGAGGCUGCACGGGAUUGGCUUCAAAAAGAGGGCCCCCAGAGCAAUCAAGGAAAUCCGCAAGUUCGCUCUAAAACAAAUGGGAACCCCUGAUGUGAGGAUCGACACCAGGCUCAAUAAGCAACUUUGGUCUAAGGGCAUCAGGAAUGUUCCUUUCCGAGUUCGUGUGCGACUUUCCCGCCGAAGAAAUGACGAUGAGGAUUCCGUAAAUAAACUGUACACUUUAGUAACUUAUGUUCCAGUUGCUAAUUUCAAAGGUUUGCAGACUGAAAAUGUAGAUCCCAACCAGGAAUAAACGUGGUUUUGAAAGCUGA